This is a messenger RNA of Sciurus carolinensis (gray squirrel), 3404 nucleotides long. It is a transcript of the gene Znf699, whose product is annotated as zinc finger protein 699. The record is from RefSeq and is a predicted model, not a curated record. The coding region runs from base 1 to 2349 and encodes 782 amino acids. Gene Ontology annotation, biological process: regulation of transcription by RNA polymerase II. Lineage: Eukaryota; Metazoa; Chordata; Mammalia; Rodentia; Sciuridae. Gene Ontology annotation, molecular function: RNA polymerase II transcription regulatory region sequence-specific DNA binding; DNA-binding transcription factor activity, RNA polymerase II-specific. Gene Ontology annotation, cellular component: nucleus. The transcript is spliced from 7 exons.
AUGAGCAUCCUACUCCUCGGCCCAGGGGAACCUGUAGGCCUGGCUCUAACCUCAGCCCGGCCCCUAGGAAUUCCCAACGGACUCGCCCUGCGACCAGGCCGAGCCUGGUCCCUCCCCAGCCUCAUCCACCGUUCUGGUUCUCUUUACCCACCCGGUGAAAACCCGCACGCUCCGGGGCUGACGGACAGAGCGGGCCCUCGGAGCCUCCCAGACCCCGAGUCCUGGCUCCCGAAGCCCCGCCCCUCACGCAGGGCGCUUCAGAAUCGGGGGCCGAGUGCGCGUCUGCGCACGCGCGAGGCCGCAGCCCUGUCACCUUGUGCCCGCGGUCGCCAUGUCACCUUACGCUGCAGCCCGCGUCUGAGAUAUAGUUUUGCCUCAGUCCGCAACCUAGCCGCCCGGCCCCGCGCCAUCCAGUGUUUUGUUUUUCUUCAUGAAGGUGACAUGGAGGAGAAAAGAACUGCUGGGUUUCAGAAAAGUAUGAUACAGGACUUGGUGACCUUUGAGGAUGUGGCUGUGGACUUCACUCAGCAGGAGUGGGCUUUGCUGGAUCUUGCUCAGAGGAGCCUCUACAGAGAUGUGAUGCUGGAAACCUUCCAGAACCUGGCCUCACUAGGGUACCCACUACUCACACCCAAUCUGAUCUCCCAGUGGGAACAAGAGGAGGAACUGCAAAUGAUGAAGAUAGGACUUAUCCAGGGCAUCAGUAUGGAGCGGCACCAGAAAGGUUUUGAGUCUCUACUUAAUACUAAUGAAUUAGUUGCUCCUCAAGAUAGCAAUGGAGAAAAAAUAUCCAAUGAACAGAAUAUGGUGAGAUUCAAAAGAAAUGAAUCUUGCUCCUCUCUUUUACACGAAGACCAGGACUCCCCUGGUGUGGAUGAUUGGAACAAAAGCCAUGAGAGAUGUUUAAGUCAUAUGGUGGAGAACAUCUGUGAAUACAAUGAAGAAAAUCAACGUGGACAAAUUCCAAAUCUUAUGCUCAAGAGAAGUACUGAAGUCAGAUCCUUUGAAUGCCAUGAGUGUGGCAAGGCCUUCCUGUCCCAUUCAUCCCUUGAGAAUCACACCAGAUCUCAUGCUGGAAACAAACCCUAUCAGUGUAAGGAAUGUGGGAAAGCCUUCCAUUUUCUUGCUUGUUUUAAGAAGCAUAUGAAAACUCCCACUGAAGAGAAACCGUAUGAAUGUAAGGAAUGUAUGAAAGCCUUCAGUUGCUCCUCCUUGUUCAGGGCACACAUGAAGAUUCACAGCGAAAAGGCAAACUAUGAAUGUAAGGAAUGUGGGAAGAACUUCAGUAGUUCUUCAUACCUCACAGAACACAGAAGAAUUCACAGUGGAGAUAAGCCCUAUGAAUGUAAGGAAUGUGGGAAGGCCUUUAGUUGUUCCUCAUCACUCUCUAAACACAAAAGAAUUCACAGUGGAGAUAAGCCCUAUGAAUGUAAGGAAUGUGGGAAGGCCUUUAGCUCCUCCUCUCAUCUUAUAAUACAUCUAAGAAUUCACACUGGAGAGAAGCCUUAUGAAUGUAAAGAGUGUGGGAAAGCCUUCAGUGAAUCCUCAAAACUCACUGUACAUGUGAGGACACACACUGGAGAGAAACCCUAUAAAUGUAAGGAAUGUGGGAAAGCCUAUAAUUGUCCCUCCUCCCUAAGCAUCCACAUGAGAAAACACACUGGAGAGAAACCCUAUGAAUGUCUGGAAUGUGGAAAAGCCUUCUACCUUCCUACGUCCCUGAACACACAUGUGAAAAAUCAAAGUAGAGAGAAACCCUAUGAAUGUAAGGAAUGUGGGAAGGCCUUCAGUUGUCCCUCAUCCUUUAAAGCACACGUGAGGGAUCAUGCUGGUAAAGUGCAAUAUGAAUGUAAGGAGUGUGGGAAGGCCUUUAGUCGUUCCUCAUCCCUCACUGAACACCUAAGAACUCACAGUGGAGAGAAGCCUUAUGAGUGUAAGGAAUGUGGGAAAGCCUUCAUAAGUUCCUCCCAUCUUAUAGUACAUAGAAGAACUCACACUGGAGAGAAACCUUAUGAAUGUAAGAAAUGUGGAAAAGCUUUUAUUUAUUUCUCAGCCCUUAGUAUUCACAUGAGAACCCACACGGGGGAAAAACCCUAUGAAUGUAAGGAAUGUGGGAAGUCAUUUCGACAUUCUUCAUACCUUACUGUACAUGCAAGAAUGCACACUGGAGAAAAACCCUUUGAAUGUCUGGAGUGUGGAAAAGCCUUCAGCUGUCCCUCAUCCUUUCGAAGACAUGUGAGAAGCCACACUGGAGAGAAACCAUAUGAAUGUAAGGACUGUGGGAAAGCCUUUAUUUGUCCAGCCUACUUUCGAAGACACAUGAAAAUUCACACUAGGGACAACAUAUAAAAAUAAGGAGUAUGGGAAUCUCUGCAAGGCUUUUUCUGAACCCAAUCAAGUUGUGAAGUCUCAUACUAGGAGACACUCUAUGAAUGUGAGAAAUUAGGAGAUUAUCAUGCAUCAUUUUGAAGACUUGAGGAGAGAGAAACUGUGUUUGUAAACUAUAUGAUAAAGCCUUUAGAUUUUGAACAUCACGUAUUGUGUAUAAGAAAAGUUAAAAUUCAAACUAGAAAAGAAGAUCAGUGUCUCAUUAAAGGGGACUUUUACUACAGGAUCAUUGAUUUCCAGCGUUUUCUAAUAGGAAGAUUUAAGGUGAUACAUUUCCUGUUUUAGCUCAUAUCACAUACUUUUGAGUAUGAGGUGACUUUCUUUGGCUGAGAUGUAAAUGUUAUUUCCAUUACAGUCUUUUGGACUCUUGGAAGAUUGUGCAUGCACGUGUGUGUGUGUGUGUGAGUGUGUGUGUGUUUGUACAUGUGUACUUCCCCUCUGAGACAGGGUCUGGCUAUGUUGUCCAGGCCUGGAACUCCUGGACUCCUGCCUUAGACUCUUAAGUAUCUGGGAGUGCAGGCAUGUACCAUUGAGUCUGACUGAAGUACAUUUUGUUGUUGGUUUGCAGGCAGGAGAUUGGUCUUUUUUUCCCCACCUACUUAAUUUCCAUUGCUCUCUAAAUUUGUACGCAUAGUAUGGGCACUUUCUUUUCUUUCUUUCUUUCUUUCCUUUUUUUGGGUCUGGAUACUGAAACUUGUCUACCCAAUAAUGUCCCCCUCAUCCUUAAACUAAGAGCACCUACUGCUUUUGAGAAUAUCAGUGUUUACUAUCAAAACUUUUCAUGUGUAAUACAAAAUUUUAGUAGAAAUUAAUUAGUACAAAGGCCUUGAAAGAGGAUGGUCUCAUCUUGUAGGGGUGCCAGGCUAGCUCAAGCACAAGUAAGGGCCGCAGAGGCAAGACCCAGACUCCAGGAGUUGGGUAGAAGCAGGCUUGUGGCGAGCAGCCUGCAAACUCGUUUAUUGCAGGAAUACCCAUACAUUUUAUAAACUUUUUGCCCAAUCACAAUGUGCCACGGG